Messenger RNA from Mus caroli (Ryukyu mouse), 2755 nucleotides. It is a transcript of the gene Spata20, whose product is annotated as spermatogenesis associated 20. Gene Ontology annotation, biological process: carbohydrate metabolic process. The record is from RefSeq and is a predicted model, not a curated record. Lineage: Eukaryota; Metazoa; Chordata; Mammalia; Rodentia; Muridae.
GGACGCUUGUCAUUGACUGAAUUAAGUGAAUGAACCAAGCAAACAGAGCAUGCACGCUGAGACGGUUGGAUCUUCAAAGGCACGGCAGGGCUGUAGUUCCGCGCUCUACCGCCGAGCGGCGCUCGGAGACCAGCCACAGGGCCAGAGACUUGGUGAGGACAGGGUUCCGGGUCCGCCCUUCUGCAGCCUACCGCCGGAAUUGGAGCGGCUAUACUGAAGAGUGUGGGACUGUCUGGACCCCAACCUCCGGUCGCCCCACUGUGCGGCUGGGCCUUGCCUCUAGCGGCAGGGGCAGCUCCUCCCGGGACAAGGACCGAAGUGCUACUACAGUUAGUAGUUCAGCGCCCAUGCCUGCUGGAGGAAAGUCAAGCCGGACUAACUGUCCUCCACUUGCACCGCCGAAGACCGCCAAUCGCCUGAUCAAUGAGAAGUCUCCAUACCUCUUACAGCAUGCCUACAACCCGGUGGAUUGGUACCCCUGGGGACAGGAAGCCUUCGACAAGGCCCAAAAAGAAAACAAGCCGAUUUUUCUUUCAGUGGGGUACUCUACCUGUCACUGGUGCCACAUGAUGGAGGAGGAAUCCUUCCAGAAUGAAGAGAUAGGGCGCCUGCUCAAUGAGAACUUCAUCUGUGUUAUGGUGGACCGAGAGGAGCGGCCAGAUGUGGACAAAGUAUACAUGACUUUUGUGCAGGCCACCAGUAGUGGAGGAGGCUGGCCAAUGAAUGUGUGGCUGACCCCCAGCCUCCAGCCAUUUGUUGGGGGCACCUACUUCCCACCAGAAGAUGGCUUGACUCGAGUUGGCUUCCGAACAGUGUUGAUGAGAAUCUGUGAUCAGUGGAAACUGAACAAGAACACCCUUCUGGAGAACAGCCAGCGUGUCACCACAGCCCUUCUGGCCCGAUCUGAGAUCAGCGUGGGUGACAGACAGAUUCCGGCCUCUGCUGCCACCAUGAACAGCCGUUGCUUCCAGCAGCUGGAUGAGGGCUAUGAUGAGGAAUACGGUGGCUUCGCCGAGGCCCCCAAGUUUCCCACACCUGUGAUCCUGAAAUUCCUGUUCUCCUAUUGGCUCAGUCACCGGCUCACCCAGGAUGGCUCCCGAGCUCAGCAGAUGGCAUUGCACACCCUGAAGAUGAUGGCCAACGGAGGCAUCCAGGAUCAUGUGGGGCAGGGCUUUCACCGCUACUCCACGGACCGACAGUGGCACAUCCCUCACUUUGAGAAGAUGCUGUAUGACCAGGCCCAACUCUCGGUGGUCUAUACCCAGGCCUUCCAGAUCUCUGGCGAUGAAUUCUACGCUGAUGUCGCUAAAGGCAUCCUACAGUAUGUGACCCGGACUCUGAGCCAUCGGUCUGGAGGCUUUUACAGUGCAGAGGAUGCUGACUCCCCCCCGGAGAGAGGCAUGAAGCCCCAAGAGGGUGCUUACUAUGUGUGGACAGUCAAAGAGGUCCAACAGCUGCUCCCAGAGCCCGUGGUAGGCGCCAGUGAGCCGCUGACUUCAGGCCAGCUCCUAAUGAAGCAUUAUGGACUCAGUGAAGCAGGCAAUAUCAAUUCCUCUCAGGAUCCCAAAGGGGAACUGCACGGCCAGAAUGUCCUGAUGGUGCGUUAUUCACUAGAGCUGACUGCAGCCCGCUAUGGCCUGGAGGUGGAGGCUGUGAGGGCCUUGCUCAACACAGGGCUGGAGAAGCUCUUCCAGGCCCGGAAACAUCGGCCGAAAGCACACCUAGACAACAAGAUGCUCGCUGCCUGGAAUGGCUUGAUGGUUUCUGGCUUUGCUGUGACGGGGGCUGCCCUGGGUAUGGAAAAGUUAGUUGCCCAGGCCACCAACGGUGCCAAAUUCCUUAAGCGGCACAUGUUUGAUGUGUCCAGCGGCCGCCUGAAGAGGACAUGCUAUGCUGGCACCGGAGGAACUGUGGAGCAAAGCAACCCACCAUGCUGGGGUUUUCUGGAGGACUAUGCCUUCGUGGUGCGGGGCCUCCUGGACCUGUACGAGGCCUCACAGGAGAGCUCGUGGCUUGAGUGGGCUCUGCGCCUGCAGGACAUACAGGACAAGCUCUUCUGGGACCCCCGAGGUGGCGGCUACUUCUGCAGUGAGGCUGAGCUGGGGACAGACCUGCCUCUUCGUCUGAAGGAUGACCAGGAUGGCGCAGAGCCCAGUGCUAACUCUGUGUCGGCCCACAACCUCCUUCGGUUGCACAGCUUCACUGGCCACAAGGAUUGGAUGGACAAGUGUGUGUGCCUGCUGACAGCCUUCUCUGAGCGCAUGCGCCGCGUCCCAGUGGCCUUGCCUGAGAUGGUCCGUACCCUCUCAGCUCAACAGCAGACUCUGAAGCAGAUCGUGAUCUGUGGAGACCCCCAGGCCAAGGACACCAAGGCCCUGCUGCAAUGUGUCCACUCCAUCUACGUCCCUAACAAGGUGCUCAUUCUGGCUGAUGGAGACCCAUCGAGCUUCCUGUCCCGUCAGCUUCCCUUCUUGAGCAACCUUCGAAGAGUAGAAGACCGGGCCACAGUCUACAUAUUUGAGAACCAAGCCUGCUCCAUGCCUAUCACGGAUCCCUGUGAGUUACGAAAGCUGCUACACCAAUGACUGCCCAGAACCCUUUGAGCUGGGCCAGAAGGCAGAAUUUUCCAACUGACCAGAGACUCAGACCUUGAGAGGCUAAUGGGUACCCUGCCUCCAGGUGAUCACAGCCAUCCUGUGGCUCCCCCAUGGGCACCUACUCACCAUGAAAUAAACCUAACAGUGUCCCGUGGUGA